This is a messenger RNA of Chrysemys picta bellii (western painted turtle), 1010 nucleotides long. It is a transcript of the gene HEBP2, whose product is annotated as heme binding protein 2. Gene Ontology annotation, molecular function: heme binding. NCBI's taxonomy places the organism in Eukaryota, Metazoa, Chordata, Testudines, Emydidae. The record is from RefSeq and is a predicted model, not a curated record. Gene Ontology annotation, cellular component: cytoplasm.
GGGAGGGGGCUGGGGCAGCAUGCUGGGGCAAGGGCCGAUUCCCGCUGUGCCCAGCCUCCAGGGGUUAUGAAACUCGCCGCCUGGCCCGCCCACAGGCAGCUGGCAGGCUCCGACACACGGAGGUUUGUGCUUCCCUAGGGGAGCCCGCUGGGGAAGGACAGGGCGGCGCAUUUGGGUGGAAGCUGCUGAGGCAGGUGAGGAAGAGAGACGGUGCUGGCCCGGCCCGGCCCCCGGGAUGGUGGGGGAAGAGAAGAGAUGCUGGGCUAACCCCAGCCCUCCCACCGCGGCUGGGAUGCUGAAGCCCAACAAACAAGCUCUCGCCUCCGGGCUGGAGCUGCCCAAGUGGACAGCGGUACCAAGCCAGGCUUCAGAUUAUGAAGUCCGGCAGUAUGAACCAGCUAAAUGGGUUGCCACUUCUGUUAAAUCAAUGGACUAUGAUUCAGCUGUCAGCACUGGCUUCAUGAAGCUCUUUAACUAUAUUCAGGGCAAGAAUGAGAAAGGGAUGAAGAUAGAGAUGACAGCUCCAGUAACAUGCCAUGUGGAACCUGGUGCAGGCCCAUUCUGCGAGUCCACUAUUACAGUCUCUUUUUAUAUACCAUCUGAUCAUCAAGCUGAUCCACCUAAGCCAUCAGAGUCAGAUAUUUUAAUUGAAAACAGACCAGAAAUGAUUGUGUUUGUCAGGUCCUUUGGAGGAUAUUCCAGUGCCACAAAGAACCAAGAAGAACUACUGACACUAGCAGAAAGUUUGAAGCGGGAUGGGAAAGUGUUUGAUGAAAAGGUCUAUUAUACUGCUGGCUAUGACAGCCCUUUUAAAUUGCUUAAUAGACACAAUGAGGUGUGGCUUAUCAAGAGAAAUGGAAACCCCAGCAAUCAAGAAUAGGAAACAAAAUGCUUUCUUGAGAGUCAGAAUUUGUUUAUUCAGACACUUUUUUUGCCUGGGAAUUGUAAAGCUCAGGAAACUCAGAAAUUUAAAUUGAAAAAAAAAAAAAAAAACUUAUCGCAAACAAGAA